GUUUAAUCCUACAUCAACUAUGCAUUGCACAACAAAUUUUGGAUAACUUCGAACGAAGGCAGAUGCCCGUGCUAUCAUUUUGAGAACAUGUAUACUUGUGAGCCAAGCCGAGCUGAGUCAGUCGCAUGUCUGGGGAUCGAGGAAGUCGACAAUGGCUGAAAUUAUUAUAUUUACCUGAAGACACGCAUACGAGGAUCUCUAAUGAACUCCAUCUGAAGGCCAGAUCUUAUUGAUUUUUCUUUUAAAGCAUACACAUGUUAGGUGAACUGUGAAGUGAUAUUCUUUUAACAAUUGAACCACCCGACGAUCGGAUAUGGAAAUAAGAAGGGAAGAGGAGGCGAUCGGUGCCCCGUCGGCCCCAAGCUCGCAUCGACCCCUCCUAAAUUAUUAUUCUUCGGCGCCUCCAUGGCCAUCCACCCACUUCGCCUCUGGUGGCAAAGGCGAGGCGGUGGCGGCGGCGGCCAAGAGCGUGCGAUCAUCGCGCUGGGCCUCACCGUCCUCCUCCUCGCCGUCGCCUCCUGGCUCCGCGAAAGACCCAUCGCCGGCGGACUUCGACCGCCCGCCGGCUCCUCCGAUCCCGCUCUCGUCCAUCUUACCCUCGUGCGCGACGCCCAGAAAAAGGGCGCCGUGUGUUUAGAUGGAAGUCCUCCCGGGUAUCACUUCCAGAGGGGUUUCGGGUCCGGCAAGGACAGUUGGCUUCUCCACUUAGAGGGUGGAGGCUGGUGCAACAGUGUGGCAUCAUGCGCGUCACGCAAGAUGACAGCAUUAGGCUCAUCAAUUUACAUGCAACACCAGGUUCCUUUUGAUGGCAUUUUAAGCAACGUUCCAUCACAAAAUCCUGAUUUCUAUAACUGGAACAAAGUUAAGAUACGAUACUGUGAUGGUGCGUCAUACUCUGGGGAUGUAGAAAGUGGCAUUCAGAAUGGAACAAAGCUAUUCUUUAGAGGUCAGCGUAUCUGGGAAGUAAUAAUGGAUGAACUCUUGUUGAAAGGGCUGGCAAAUGCUAAACAGGCUUUUUUAACAGGAUGCUCUGCUGGUGGUCUGGCUACUUUCAUACAUUGUGAAGAUUUUCGUGCACUUUUGCCUAAGGAGGUCAUUGUUAAAUGUCUUGCAGAUGCUGGCUUUUUCCUUGAUGAGAUGGAUAUUUCUCAGAGAAGGUUCAUCCGAUCUUUCUAUGAUGAUGUUAUCCGCCUUCAGAAUGUAGGAAAAAAUUUUCAGGAUUGCACCUCAAGGAUGGAACCAUCUCAGUGUUUCUUUGCACAUGAGAUUAUUAAGAACAUAGACACCCCAUUCUUUAUUCUCAACCCAGCAUAUGAUAUUUGGCAGAUACAACAUAUAUUGGCUCCAGAAUCAUCUGAUACUCGGCAAUCAUGGCAAAGGUGCAAGCUGAACAUUCACAAUUGUGAUUCCAACCAGAUUGAAUCCCUCCAAGGAUUCAGGGUUGCCUUGCUUAAUGCCUUGAGUGAUUUUCAGCACAACAGGAACGGGGGGAUGUUUAUAAAUUCUUGCUUCAUACACUGUCAGACAAUGAGCAAUAUCACAUGGCACUCUCCAAAUUCUCCAAAAGUAAAUAAUAAGGAGCAGACAAUUGCAGAGGCAGUUGGAGACUGGUAUUUUAAUAGAAGCAAAGUGAAAGAAAUUGAUUGCCCAUAUCCAUGCAAUCCUACAUGUAUUAAUUUGGAUCUUGCUCAACCUUGGCCUGGCCCUAUGUAGGAUACUUGCAGAAUGAGGAUCCUUAAAGCUGAUCUCAAAUAGUUCGGAAAGGCUGAAUGGUAUUGGUUAUGCUUUGAUACUCAACCUUAUAAAGAUUUAAGGCUGAGGAGCCACACCAGAUAAUCUUGCCUAGAUGUCUUCCUCCAGUUUCUUGUUACGGUUAUUUUGUUUCAGUGAUUUAGCAUGGCAAGGGAUGAUGAUAAAUGCCUUCAAAGUGCUUUCCUCCUGUAUAUGUUUAUGUGGCUGAUAGCCAUCUCAUUGUUCAUGAUGUCAGCUGCUGUGUAUGUUUCUAAUAUAAAUGUGAGAAUUGUGUUUCUUGACAUCACAUUUGAUGACUUCUUGAGGAAAAAUUUGGUGUGUAUGAUGGAACGUGUAUGUGUAUAUCAUGGAUAUCACAUCAGUUUGGAGUUCCCUGGAUGCUAGUUAAGUCAA
Messenger RNA from Elaeis guineensis (African oil palm), 2145 nucleotides. Its product is annotated as pectin acetylesterase 5. The record is from RefSeq and is a predicted model, not a curated record. Lineage: Eukaryota; Viridiplantae; Streptophyta; Magnoliopsida; Arecales; Arecaceae. Gene Ontology annotation, molecular function: hydrolase activity.